CUGUACCCUUCUGCCUGCAUGGCCCUGCUGUCGUUCCUCCUCGCUCCAGCUCUGGCACAGCUAGAUCUUAACAGACUGGACGGCGACACUGUCUGCCCCACCAUGAGAAACGGACAGGAUGACCUACCAGGUUUCGAUCUUAUUACCCAGUUCCAGCUGGACGUGAUCCCGCUGAAGGGAGUUAGGAAGGUGGAGGGCUCCACUCCCCUCCAGGUGGCCUACCGCCUCGACAGAGAGGCAAACUUCCAAAUUCCAACUCGGUUGAACUUCCCUCGGGGCUUCCCCGACGAGUACUCUCUCAUGGCCACCUUCCGGAUGAUCAAGAACACCGUCAGCAAGGUGUGGAACGUGUGGCAGGUGGUGGACGAGGAUGGACGCAAAAUGGCCGGCCUGAGGCUCAACGGGGACCAGCAGGCCCUGGAGUACUUCCUCAUGGGCGUCGACGGCAACCUGCAGACGGUCAUCUUCCCAGGCCUCUCUGUUCUCUUCAACACCAAGUGGCACAAGGUGAUGAUCGGUGUAGAGCGCGACCAAGUCACCCUGUACGUGGACUGCCACCCCGUGGACCGCAGGCCCAUCAAGGAGAAAGGGCCCGUCACAACGGAGGGGGACACCCUCAUUGGUCGCCUGGACGCCGAUGCUGACGCUUCAGUGGUGUUUGAACUCCAAUGGAUGCUGAUUCACUGCGACCCAAAGAGAGCCCAGCGAGAGAGCUGCAGCGAGCUGCCAGCCACAGAGAUGUUUGCCAAUGCUGAGCCUGACCCAAAGCCAGUGCCAGGUCCCCCAGGUAUCCCAGGCCCCGAAGGGCCCCGAGGGCCCCAUGGAGAGGAUGGCAGAGAUGGUAUUCCAGGCACCCCUGGCAACACUGGUGCUCCUGGCAGCAAAGGGGACAAGGGAGAGAUUGGUCUUCCUGGACAGAGAGGUCUGCCUGGCCUACCAGGAUCUAUUGGAUCCCCGGGCUUAAUGGGUCCCAGAGGGGCAGUGGGAGAGAGAGGACUUCAAGGAUUUCCGGGGCCAGCAGGCCCUCCUGGCCCUGCAACAGAAGGUCCUCCUGGGCCGCCUGGGAAAGCAGGAAUCCCUGGAGAUGAGGGGAACAUUGGGCCAGAGGGCACACCGGGUCCCAGGGGUGCUGUGGGUCUACCAGGCCCCGCUGGCCCAGCAGGGCCCCCUGGACCUGCAGGACCUCCCGGGGCUGCAAACCCUGAGGGCAGUGGGGAAGCUUGUCCAGCUGCCUGCCCAGCGGGUCCACAGGGGAUCCACGGGAUGCCAGGGAUGAAGGGACACAAAGGUUUGCCAGGUGAUUCCGGGGUGCCUGGAGAGGCAGGACCAAAGGGAGAGUCUGGACCAGCUGGUGUAAAUGGAGCCCCAGGACGAAUGGGAGAUGAUGGCCAAAGAGGACCUAUCGGUUUUCCUGGGACCCUUGGAGACAAGGGAGACAGAGGUCCUCCUGGUUUUAACGGCAUCCCAGGGCCCACUGGCCCACCAGGAGCACCUGGCGUGGAGGGCAUUCGAGGACGUCAGGGUUUGGAAGGGCCCAAGGGUGAUGAUGGUGCAGGUGGCCCUCAAGGAGAACAGGGGCCUGUAGGACCAAAGGGAGACACCGGAGAAGCGGGCGCAGAUGGCAUGGAUGGUGUCCCUGGGAUUGAUGGAGCCAAGGGAGAAUCAGGAGCACCUGGAUCCAUCGGAAUCAGGGGUAUUGUUGGAAUUCCAGGGUUACCAGGGAAGCAGGGAGAAGUUGGACCAGCUGGUCCAAAGGGGGAUACUGGUGCAGAGGGGGCUGUGGGACCAGUUGGACUACCAGGAAAGACUGGGGACAUUGGAGAAUCAGGAGAGGAUGGAAUACCAGGGGACAAGGGAUCCACUGGGGAGACUGGAAAACAGGGGCCAGUUGGAGCUGCAGGUCCACCAGGCAUUGAGGGAGAUAAAGGAGAAAAGGGUGACACAGGUGAAAAGGGUUUGAAAGGUCAUACUGGACUAAAAGGAGACCAGGGUCCAGUUGGCGCAAUAGGUCCUAAAGGAAGUGAGGGGGAUCCAGGUCUUGUUGGGGAUCCUGGGGUUAAAGGAGACCAGGGUCCUCCUGGCGUUUCGGGAAUCAAAGGAGAGGUUGGAGAGAAGGGCACAAGGGGCGCUACAGGGGAAGAGGGCAGACCAGGCCAGCCAGGACACGAGGGGCUGACAGGGCCCAUGGGAGCCCGUGGUCUGGAGGGAGAGAUAGGCAUACCUGGCUCUCCUGGACCCAGAGGCCUGCCUGGUCCCAAAGUGAAUGAUAAGAAACUCCAGGAACUAUGCUCAGCGAUUGUAGAAGAACACUUAGCCGAGUUCAAGAAGGAGAUGCUGAUGAAGCCAGCCGCCCUGGCAGCACCUGGACCAGCUGGCCCCCCAGGGCCCCCCGGGCCUGCUGGGGCCACUGGGCCGGCCGGAGACACCGGACCCAGAGGCCUGGCAGGGAUCAAAGGCCAUCCUGGCUACUACGGUUUACCAGGUGCCCCUGGCAAGCAAGGUGAUGCUGGAGUGAAGGGGGAGAAGGGAGACAAGGGAGGGGACGGAGUUGGAAUCAAAGGCACCUCAGGAGAACCAGGCCCACAAGGUGCACCUGGCCUUCCUGGUGUCGGAAAGGAUGGCAAAGAUGGCCCGGCGGGCGAGGCAGGAAUUCCUGGCAUGCCAGGUGCUCCGGGCCCUAGGGGCACUUCAGGUGCCCAGGGCUUGUGCGACCCCUCGGACUGUAUAGGGAGGCCCCAGCCCCUCUUCUUGAUGAGUGGGAAAAAGUCCUCCAGCAUCAAGGGCCCGUGAAGCCAAGGAAGCUAGCUCACCAACACACUCCUCAUAAGCCUCAGCGACUACAGCAUGGGUUCCUAAACCCACGAGUGGUGAUCCAUGGGAGUCUUCACAUGUCUCCAUUGAACCCCAGACAGGAGAGACACAAAGGGAAACAGAGACAAGGGAAGUGUAGAAUACUGUAUAGAUCUUUCAAACUGCUUAUCUUUUCAUUUGUUUGUCGUUUAGUGGAGAGAUUGUCUGAUGUGAUCUGGUGUUAUCAAAGACAGCUGCUAUUCAUGUCAAGACAAUCUUUCAAAUGAUGAGAGGCCUAAAGUGCUGGCCAAAGAAAUAAAUUCUGAAUGUUCAAAUGAUUCUGUUUCCAUACAUAUAAACAUGUUUAAGUAACCUCUUUCUGGCAAACACUCCUUCCAUCCAUGACUUUCCUUUGUGUGCAUGUAUUGUAUAUUUCCUGAAAACUCUGAGCUCCAUGUACAGUGUUUAGCAUAAAACCAUAAAAGCUGCAAAUACAAUGCUUGUGUGAAUGGGUGAAUCAAUCAUUUUACAAAACACAAUGAGCCAUAUUGUAGAUUAUGUUUUGAUUCAAAACAUCUCUCUAUCAUAAAGAGAUUAGAUUAUUUGUCUCCACAAGAAAUGUAUUAGACUAUGCGCCACACUAAAAUAUCUGAGAUUAAAGAAUGCUUUUUUGUUUUCAUGUUUCCUGUUGUUUUCAAUAA
This is a messenger RNA of Hypomesus transpacificus, 3491 nucleotides long. RefSeq names its product collagen alpha-1(IX) chain-like. The transcript has 37 exons. Lineage: Eukaryota; Metazoa; Chordata; Actinopteri; Osmeriformes; Osmeridae. Bases 19 to 2790 code for a protein of 923 amino acids. The record is from RefSeq and is a predicted model, not a curated record.